Messenger RNA from Osmia bicornis bicornis, 3929 nucleotides. Its product is annotated as tyrosine-protein phosphatase non-receptor type 7-like. Lineage: Eukaryota; Metazoa; Arthropoda; Insecta; Hymenoptera; Megachilidae. The transcript is spliced from 7 exons. Gene Ontology annotation, molecular function: protein tyrosine phosphatase activity. The record is from RefSeq and is a predicted model, not a curated record. The coding region runs from base 279 to 2003 and encodes 574 amino acids. Gene Ontology annotation, biological process: protein dephosphorylation.
UGCACUUUACUAUCAUUAGUUGCACGUGCUUCGCUUUCAUUCACCUUGAGUCCCUCCCGCCAAAUUCCUGGUACUGGUAGUAAACUAUCCCCGCGAUUGGUCGGUCGUUGCGUGCGUCUACGCGCUGAUUGGUCGGCGUUCCCUCCCGUAAGUAACCGCGUACAAGGCCGAAGUGUACCGAAGCCCAGGUCAGGGUACACGAACGGCGUCUUCGGCAGUUCGAAUCAGAGGCUUGCGCAGAGGAGACCGUCUGAUAUUUCGCUCAACGAAUCUCAAACAUGGCUGUUUACACGUCCACGCAGCCGCUACUUUCAAAUCACAAGUUACAAGUUAAUUUGAAUCGUACGAUCUUGGUGUUUCUGGCGAAUGCACUUUUGACGAAAGGAGGUACAAGUACUCCUUUAACCAAUCGCUAUGUAAACGAUGCAAACUAUUAUGAUAUCUCAAGCAAUAAUGACAAUUCAGAUCCCUUGGAGAAAUUUUACUUAAUUACCGAACAAAGGUGGCACACAGAUUCUGUGCUGCCUAUUCCUUUAUUACCAUCUACCGAGGGAAUGUCUGCUCGAUCUCAUCACAGGAUCCCACAGUCCAUAACGGGACUGGAUGAUGCUGGUAUGGAUUUGCAAGCAGCUCAAUUUAGUACCCGUACAGGACAGGUGGUACACUCCACUGCGACUUUAUCAUGGCUAGACUGGCAAUUGCCCCUGUUCGUAGCACUCUGCGCCAUCGCUGGCGCUAUUCUCUUUACAUUCCUGGUUUUGUUAUGGCUGAGGAAACAAAUGUCGCGUGAAAAGGAUACAGAAGAUGGUGAUAGGAGAGGUUUGGUAGAGGAAGGUGCUGUAUGUCCUCCAGAAAAGACUACCAAAGCUACGAAAGGAUCGAUCGAAUGGGUUCAUCAACCUACGGCAAAGGCAUCUAUUCAUACUGUUCACUCUCUCAAACCGCUUACUCAAGCUACUGGCUUACCAGAGGUAAUGUCGGUAGUGACACCGGAACGUAGACCAGAACCGAUACGGAUAAAAGCUAAAAGAUUACUGGAACGACGUGGAUCAAGUGCAAGUUUGACUAUAGAAUUAGCACCUCCUCCCGAAAGUCCACCGCACAUAGUCACGCCAACUCGCGAGUGUACCGCAGAGGAAUUUUUAUUGAGCGCUGGAAAUGUUCUAUCCAGAACACAGCUUAAAAAGUCUAUCAGUGAUCCGGCAUCGCUGCACAAAGAAUUUUGGGAGGUUCCACUUAAUUUACCAGAGGAACUAGAUAUUUGUGGAUCUGGAGUGAAGAAUAGAUACUGUUCUGUAUUACCGAAUCCACAGUCUAGAGUCGUUUUACCGGGAUCUUCAGACGAUCCCCUUUCUAGUUACAUUAAUGCCAACUAUAUACGAGGAUACGACGGAGAAGACGCUCGUUAUAUCGCAACCCAGGGACCAUUGGCUCACACUGUAGCUGACUUUUGGAAAAUGGUGUGGGCAGACAAGGUCUCUGUUGUCGUUAUGAUAACAAAGUUACACGAAGCUGCGAAAACAAAAUGCGAGGCAUACUUUCCACAGGAUAAGAACGGUCGUAUACAAGCGGGAAAUUUUACUAUUAUCGCGAAUUCUAUUGAUACAAGGGACGGUUACACGAUCAGAGAUUUAGAGCUUAGAUGCGAAGGAGAAAGGAGACAUGUACAGCAUUACUGGUAUGACUCAUGGCCGGACCAUGCAGUACCUCAAGCUGCAGAUACUCUUGUGAGCUUAGCUGCAGAAGUAAAUUCCCUGCCAGGGCCAGUCGUUGUCCACUGCAGUGCAGGAAUCGGACGAACUGGCUGUUUCAUAGCUUUAGCAACGGGGAUGACGCAGUUAUUGCGAGAUGGAAAUGUAGACGUGCUGGGUAUUUUAUGUCAAAUGAGAUACGAUAGAGGAGGCAUGGUUCAAACAGCAGAACAAUACGAAUUCGUUCAUCGUGCGCUUUGUCUGUACGAACAAACGCUCGAUGGUGGUAAAUCAUCGAGUUCAGGGGAAUGAAACAACCGAGGUGAUCGAAUUGAUAGGAAUUAACUAAAAGAAAAAUUCUUCUGAGAAUUACUAUGAAAAGGUUUCUGACACGACUGUUGGAUAUUGUCUGCAACACAUUGCUUCGUCCAGAUCUGAAUACUUUUGCCGUGAAGGAAAUACUAUGAAAAGAAUCUCAAUUUCAACUCGAGAUCCGGUGGAUAUAUCUCAACUGUUUUCACCUAUUCAACAUGAGUUCUGUCUCAUUAAAAAAAAAGCUGCCAUUUCUAUACUGCCAUGACGAAUUGUUGACAAUUAAUAUCAAGUCACAAAGCUCAAGACAAAGGUAAAUGGUUAAUUGACUCACGUUCUAAGGAACAUAUUCUUAAACGGAAUUAAAACUGUUUGACAAAUGAACAAGAAUAUUUCGAUUUAACUUAUGAAGUAAAACAGAAAAAGAGAAAAGAAUCAGGGUUUGUCAGUGUUGAUUCAAAUUUUUACGUAUUCUCUGUGUGUUACGUGUUAAUCAGUUAUACAGAUUUUACAGUUACGCUAUUCUUAGUCUUGAACUUUCCACGGUACGAGCAGUUUUUCCUUAACUUUUCAGUGCAGCAAACUGUUGUACAAAUCAAAUUCAGCUGCCCAAUAUACACGAUUACAGAUAACAAUGCUAAUGGAAAUACUUAACUAAAACCAUCAGAUCAUAAAUACAGAAAGGCAGAUUAAAUUCGUUACUAAAUCGGGACCCAGAUCAAUGAGAUAUUUUUAUCCUAUUUGUAGUUCCUAGUUAAUUUUACAGUUUGAUGUAUACAAUGAUUUCCAUGACUUUUAAUUAAUUUAUCAACAAAGACUGAAUGCAGGUAGUACAAUACGUUUAUUAUGUAAGUUAUAAAUCUAACUAGAAAUAAAUAUGCUUCUGUAACAAACUGAAAUUUAUGACAUGCAUGAUGGUCAUAAAUGUAGUUUGAUCUAAAAAAAAAAAACUGUAAUUCAGAGUAGUAAAUUGUAGGAUGAGUUUGUUGAUCUAAACAUUGAUGGAAAUUUUAUUCAUUCCCAAAGUAGUGAAUCAAGAUUGAUGUCAUUGUAUAGUGUUUUUUCAAGUAUUAACUAUAAAAUUAAUUAUUUAUUCUAUUCGCUACUUUACAAUUGUAUAAAUGAAAAAUGAAAUGAGCUACAGCUUCUUUACAAGUGAUUAUGUCUUGUUCGUUUGUUCGUUUAUAGAUAUAUUAUUCUGUAGCUGACAAUAAGUGCGACGCAAACUUUUGGAUAAAUUGGAAACGAAUUUGUUGACAAGGAUGGCAUAGUUUGAAUCGAUUAAUAACAUUUCUAAGUAUGAAAUUUCAUGACUCGAACAAAUGAACUUUACUCAACCACAAAUUUGAACAGAGUAAAAUACCAAAGCUGUUAGUAUUUACCCAAUAUCGCAAUACCAUGACAAAAUAUAUUGCAGAAUCUAAGAUUUCUUACUCUCUAACUUUAAUUUAUUUUUACAACGAUUUUUCAUCAGACUUAUGCGAUUUAAUUUCAGAACUAUCAUGAACAGUCUUAGCAAUUGUUUGUACGAGUGUGUUAUAGUGGAGCCAAAUGUUGUUUCAGACAUAAUUAGUCUAUUCACUUUGUCAAUCGUGUUUAACACCUUUCAUCAAAUUAUCAAUAUAACGUCUCAGAAUUUUUCUGUCUUGUACGCGUACCAUAUGAAUGUGAAUUUUGAGUGAAAGUUUGUGAUAUGUAUACAUAUACAUUUGUACAUACGUUGUACAGAGAGCAAAUUAUAUUUAAGAAAUUGUGUAUUUGUGUAAGAAAAUCAAGAGUAAAUUAUUUAUGAAUAUAUUAAAGUGACUUUAAUGUAAACGUAUUAACGUAACAAUAACAAUAAUAAUAACAACAAUAAUUUAGAAGCCCCUUGGUGUUCAAUUGUACUUAUGUGACGUAAUAAAUGUUUAUAGUACCCAUACAAGA